AUUGAAAUGGCGAUUGAGACACUGCAAAAGUCUGAUGGUCUGUCCACUCACAGAAGCUCUCUUCUCAACAGCCAUCUUCAAUGGCUUUUAGACAACUACGAAACUGCAGAAGGAGUGAGCCUCCCAAGAAGUACCCUUUACAACCAUUACUUACGACAUUGUCAGGAACAUAAAUUGGAUCCAGUCAAUGCUGCCUCCUUUGGAAAACUCAUACGGUCAAUCUUCAUGGGAUUACGGACCAGAAGACUCGGAACUAGGGGAAACUCCAAAUACCACUACUAUGGGAUUCGUGUCAAGCCAGACUCUCCUCUUAAUCGACUACAAGAGGACAUGCAAUAUAUGGCUAUGAGACAACAGCCCAUGCAGCAGAAACAGAGGUAUAAGCCUAUGCAGAAAGUGGAUGGAGUUGCAGAUGGCUUCACAGGAAGCAGUCAACAGACAGGCACAUCUGUUGAACAAACUGUAAUUGCCCAAAGUCAACAUCAUCAACAGUUUUUAGAUGCAUCUCGAGUACUUCCAGAGUUUGGAGAAGUUGAAAUAUCUUCUCUACCAGACGGUACUACCUUUGAGGACAUCAAAUCACUGCAGAGUCUUUAUCGAGAGCACUGUGAGGCAAUACUGGAUGUGGUUGUGAAUCUUCAAUUCAGCCUGAUAGAAAAAUUGUGGCAAACUUUCUGGCGCUAUUCUCCCUCUGCUCCACCUGAUGGCACUACUAUUACUGAACCAAGCAAUCUGAGUGAAAUAGAAAGUCGACUUCCAAAAGCAAAGCUGAUUACUCUGUGCAAGAACGAGUCUAUUCUGAAAUGGAUGUGUAACUGUGACCAUGUGAUGUACCAGGCUUUGGUGGAGAUUCUCAUUCCUGACGUCCUUAGACCUAUUCCUAGUGCCUUGACCCAAGCCAUUCGCAAUUUUGCAAAAAGCCUUGAAGGUUGGCUUUCAAAUGCCAUGAACAAUAUUCCACAGAGGAUGAUACAAACCAAGGUUGCCGCUGUAAGUGCCUUUGCCCAGACUCUGCGAAGAUACACAUCUCUUAAUCACCUGGCUCAAGCAGCUCGUGCCGUGCUUCAAAAUACUUCCCAGAUCAACCAGAUGCUCAAUGAUCUUAACCGUGUUGAUUUUGCCAAUGUUCAGGAGCAGGCUUCCUGGGUGUGCCAGUGUGAUGACAACAUGGUUCAGAGACUAGAAACAGAUUUCAAGAUGACUCUUCAGCAGCAGAGCACUCUGGAGCAGUGGGCUGCCUGGCUUGAUAAUGUAAUGAUGCAAGCACUGAAACCAUAUGAAGGAAGGCCAAGCUUUCCUAAAGCAGCACGGCAAUUUCUGUUAAAAUGGUCUUUCUACAGCUCAAUGGUGAUUCGAGAUUUAACCUUGCGCAGUGCUGCUAGCUUUGGCUCUUUUCAUCUGAUCCGCUUGCUUUACGAUGAAUACAUGUUUUACUUAGUAGAACAUCGUGUUGCUCAGGCAACAGGAGAGACACCUAUUGCAGUUAUGGGAGAGUUUGGUGAUUUAAAUGCUGUGUCCCCUGGAAACAUGGAUAAAGAUGAGGGCAGUGAAGUUGAAAGUGAAAUAGAUGAAGAGCUGGAUGAAAAUGGAGAGCCACAAGCCAAGAGGGAGAAAACAGAGCUAAACCAGGCAUUCCAGGUGGGCUGCAUGCAGCCAGUGCUUGAAAGUGGAGUACAGCAGAACCUCCUGAACCCAAUUCAUAAUGAGCACAUUGUUGCAACCACUCAGACUAUCCGACAAUGUAGUGCUACUGGAAAUACAUAUACCGCAGUCUAAUAUGAAACCUCCCCCUGUGACACCCCCCCCCAUUACACUAGCCCUUUGGGUUUAAUA
Phaethon lepturus (White-tailed tropicbird) is the source of this 1833-nucleotide messenger RNA. RefSeq names its product regulatory factor X, 3 (influences HLA class II expression) (gene RFX3). The transcript has 13 exons. Gene Ontology annotation, biological process: regulation of transcription by RNA polymerase II. NCBI's taxonomy places the organism in Eukaryota, Metazoa, Chordata, Aves, Phaethontiformes, Phaethontidae. The record is from RefSeq and is a predicted model, not a curated record. Gene Ontology annotation, molecular function: RNA polymerase II cis-regulatory region sequence-specific DNA binding; DNA-binding transcription factor activity, RNA polymerase II-specific. The annotation marks the transcript as partial.